Molecule: messenger RNA, 2377 nt
Organism: Tricharina praecox
Lineage: Eukaryota; Fungi; Ascomycota; Pezizomycetes; Pezizales; Pyronemataceae
Exons: 1
Coding region: 111-2213 (700 amino acids)
Molecular function (GO): protein binding
Source: RefSeq, a predicted model, not a curated record
CACUCACCCACCCACCCAUCUAUCACCAAAAGCUCGAGUUGGGAUUCUGUACAUGAAGGAAAGAACACUGUUCACGGCCGUCUAUUGGAAUCGACUCCACAUUUGCAACCAUGCCGAUAAUCACUUCCAGCAGCUUCCCGAGUACUACUAGUACCCAUAAUCCGAAUAUGCCACCAGAGAUACCGACCCGACCUAGAUCCAGGAGCUGGCAGGGACUUUCGACAUUCUCGGGCGCACUGACGAAGCUGGAUGUCAGGCGUAUCACCGUCUCGUCGGCGCUGGGGACCAAGAUGGUCGUAUCGGCACCGUCACCGAGAGAUAUUCCAGCAUCAUCACCCAUUUCCCCAGCGACCCCGACGAGCUCCAUUUUGUCGGCACUACGUAUUCCCAUGUCUCCCCUUUCUCCCCCAGCCUCGCCGACUUCCGCGAGAUUGUCCGUGUUCGGUGAGCCAUCAUUCACCUCGUUCACCAAAUACCGAGUCCGAGUCUUCACCAAGGAAGGCUUCGACUAUCACUACUCCGAGAUCAAACUCCCUCAGCAGCGAGUCCCUAGCAUCAGAGUUAGCCCACCCGAUGAAUCGCCACUGCAAACAAGGUUUCUCGAUCCCCGCUCACCGCCAAAUAUUCCUCCCUACACAACCCGGCAUUCCUCAGCACUGUCCUCAGCAGAGUUCAUAUACCGACGGACCCGGAGCCUUGAGCCCGAGACGGCCCAGCCGAUGAUCCAACGAAGACGUCGACGAGCGAGCACACCCGCCCGACGGCCGGGAAGAUUGGUCACGAUGGGCUACAACCGCGGCGUGAACGCCGACUGGAGAACCACGAGACCACCCAUUCCCUCUGAUACACCAACCCCGCUUCCUCCACGCCCAGAUACGCCAGUGGUACGACUUCUGGCAACACCGCCAGUCAGUCCUGUGGAGUCAUUGACCAUUCCCAAGGAUAUUGAAGUGGGCCAUGAUAUCGGGUGCCUGUCGACUCCGCAGGAGCAGCGGGAACCACCGCUGUCGCCGCCACAUACGCCGCGGAGACAGAAGAGCGAUGACUCGCUGUCGUGGCUCUCGCAGGAGCUGGCGAUCUCGGAUGAGGUGGAGGAGGAUAAGCCGGUUGUGGAGGAGAAACCGCUUGAGAGUCCGUUUAUUGAUUUUUCCACACCUGCAACGCCGUUCAGACGGGAAUUCCCAGAUCUAUUCCCGACCAUCGAGGAGGAGGAGGAGGGGGAGGAGGAGGGAAAAGAAACUGCCGUAUAUGCGGAAGAGAUUACCGCAGAACCAGAACGUAUUCCAGCAGGUGAGCCCGUGGAGCAGACGACGACAGAGGCAAACACCUUAUUAUCCCUCCCUGCCGAAAUCCUCGUACGAAUCUUCUCUGGCCUCCCAUCUGCUUCCGAAAUCGUUUCCUUCUCCCUUACAUCACCGCACCUUCACCGCAUCUUCACCGAAAACGCAACAUCAAUAAUCAGCUCGGCCGUUGGCACCACAUCCCCGGCGCUCCGCACACUCCUCUCCACGCCGAAACUCCACCCCACAAGUUUCAAAGAGUACUCGCACGCCAUAACCACCUCCAUCGAGACGGCCAGCAUGCUAAAAUCCGCGAUCCGCGCGCGGUGCAAAAACUUUCUAUCCAAGCACCUCCUCGAAGCUAGCGCCUCCGACGAAAAAGCCUUCGACGACGCCAUCUUCCACGUAUGGGCAUUCUCGCUGCACUUCUCGGAAGCGCUCUCAAACGUCGCAGGGCAGAUAUCGUGGCUGAAAUCGCGCCGCCUGGGAAUGCAGCAGCUGCGGGACCUCCUCGAGGUGUACCAAUGCAUCGGCGUGCUCCUGUGCCCGCUGACAACCGACCUCUCGCUCGCCGUCAAGGCCGGCGUCGUCCCCGAGCUGGGCAAACACUGCGUGCUCGAGAUGGAGGAGGGCGUCGAGCUCUGGGUCGUUUACCUCCAGACACUGGAUCUGGAAACGCUCCGUCCGGUCAUCGAGGCGGAGGAGGAGGAUGAGGCGGGCAGGUGGGAUGCCAUAGUCCGCCAGGGGCUGUGGAGGUGGCAUAUGGCUGAGCACCCUGCGAGGAAGACCGCGCUCAGGAGGUUUCUCAAGGCCGCGGUCGGACAGGUGUAUGCCGAGUUGAGCGAUAUCGAGAGGAAGACGAGGCUGCAGGAUAAGUGGGGCAGGGAGGGACUAUGGGGCGAGAAUCUGUGGGGGGAGACGUGGGAGAUUUAGCAUACGUAGGGGACACUGGAGGGAUAGUUACUUGGUUAUGGGAGGCGAGGGAGUUCUGGCUUUUGCUGUUGGUUUUUUCAUGGAGCCGGUGUCUUUGAUUUUUAUCUUUUCUAGGUUGGAGCUUUAUGAAGCAUGAGGAAUGUCUAAUACACCUAUCAUACCAC